Molecule: messenger RNA, 8685 nt
Organism: Culex pipiens pallens (northern house mosquito)
Lineage: Eukaryota; Metazoa; Arthropoda; Insecta; Diptera; Culicidae
Gene: Flo2
Product: flotillin-2
Exons: 8
Coding region: 412-1719 (435 amino acids)
Biological process (GO): protein localization to plasma membrane; regulation of myoblast differentiation
Cellular component (GO): plasma membrane
Source: RefSeq, a predicted model, not a curated record
CGACAUCAAGAGCGCGUAGUUGCUUUUAGAAUCGAACUAAAGCUUGGCGCUUGAGGAUCUCUUUCGGGACAUUGUCGGAACCGGGAACCGUAUUUCAGGAUUUCGGGAAGUCGGUGCUUACUGCGAUCGUGUGUUCAAAGGGUGCUUUCCCGCGGUUUGAACAGUUUUUUGUGCAAUCGUGAGUCAGUGGGGAUUUCCCACCAGCCUACUCGUUUCGCUCCGAUAAGGUUUGGAAGAGGCGCCGUGAAGAGUAUUUCGUGAAAGAGUUUCGUGCAAUUUCGUGAACCGGAAGGAAGCGUAUUCGGUUGGCGGGGUAAUUGUCUGCAAAUUUGUGAAGAGGGAAUAUUUCAGGCUUUCUAGGACGACUUGAAACGACAACUUCCGGCGAGAGGAUCAACGCAAAAUUCCGCAAUGGGAAACAUACACACCGUGGGACCCAACGAGGCGCUCAUCGUAUCAGGUGGCUGCUGCGGAUCGACCAAGAAGCGCACAAUCGUCGGAGGCUGGGCCUGGGCCUGGUGGCUGGUGACCGAUGUCCAGCGGCUGUCGCUGGAAGUGAUGACACUGAACCCGAUGUGUGAAAUGGUGGAAACGGCUCAGGGCGUCCCACUAACGGUGACAGGUGUUGCACAGUGUAAAAUCAUGAAGAUGAUGAACGUCUAUUAUUUUCACCAUCAGGCCGACGAACUGCUCGGUACCGCCAGCGAACAAUUCCUGGGCAAGUCGGUGAAGGAAAUCAAGAUGACAAUCCUGCAAACUCUGGAAGGACAUCUGCGUGCCAUUCUCGGAACUCUUACCGUCGAAGAGGUGUACAAAGACCGCGACCAGUUUGCGGCGCUGGUCCGCGAGGUGGCCGCACCUGAUGUUGGCCGCAUGGGCAUCGAGAUCCUGUCGUUCACCAUCAAGGACGUGUACGACGAUGUGCAGUAUCUACAAUCACUGGGCAAGGCCCAGACGGCGAGCGUCAAGCGAGACGCGGACGCCGGCGUCGCCGAGGCGAACAGGGACGCUGGAAUUCGGGAAGCCGAAUGCGAAAAGAGUGCGAUGGAUGUUAAAUAUUCUACGGAUACCAAGAUCGAGGACAAUGCCCGAAUGUAUAAGCUGCAGAAGGCCAAUUUUGACCAGGAAAUCAACACCGCGAAAGCAGAGUCCCAGCUCGCGUACGAGCUGCAGGCGGCCAAGAUCCGCCAGCGGAUCCGUAACGAAGAAAUCCAAAUCGACAUCGUGGAGCGCCGCAAGCAAAUCGAAAUCGAAACCCAGGAAAUCAACCGCAAGGAUUGCGAGCUGUCCGCCACGGUGAAGCUGCCGGCGGAGGCCGAAAGCUACCGCGUGCAGAUGAUCGCCGAGGGCAAGCGCACCCAAACGGUCGAGGUGGCGAAGGCCGAAGCGGAACGCAUCAGGAAGAUCGGCGCGGCCGAGGCGCACGCAAUCGAGAUGGUGGGCAAAGCCGAAGCCGAACGGAUGCGGAUGAAGGCGAACGUGUACAAGCAAUACGGCGACGCCGCCAUCAUGAACAUCGUGCUCGAGUCACUGCCAAAGAUUGCGGCCGAGGUGGCAGCUCCGUUGGCGAAAACCGAAGAAAUCGUGCUGAUCAGUGGCAACGACAGCACCACGGCGGACGUGGCACGCCUCGUCGGGCAACUGCCGCCGGCCAUCAACGCCCUGACCGGUGUGGAUCUGUCCAAGGUUUUGGGCAAAAUUCCCGGCGCAAAGGCAUAAUAAACAGAACAAGGUAACACACAGACACACGCAUGCAAACGAGACGAGACCCGAGGUGAGCAGGACCGCCCCCAUAGCUAAUCGUUCGAAAUCAUAACUAAAUCAGAGAGAGGGAGAGAGUUUUUAAGGAAAUUUAGCACGAUCUGUGUACAGAGAGCAACGUUUUUCGUUUUUUGGGAAUAGUAAAAUUAUUAUCGACUUCGGCGUAAAAGUUAACCUCACCCUUCACACUCCAGACAUUAUAAGACCAACAACAGCGAGAGUUUGUGCUUUAACGUAUGGUUAAAAACAAUAUAUAUUUCAGUUGAAUGUUUAAUAAAUGUUUAUGCGUCACAAACAGAACAAUACAACAUUAUACAAAACACAAAAGUUCAUUCAAACUAGAAAUACAGAUUAUUGGUACUUCAUUCAUUCUUUAUUCUUUAUCAAAAAUUGAAUUCCUAAAAUCUUGUUUUAAAAUUUCGUUUUGAAUUCCGAAUUUCCUAUUCGUUAGCAAUAAACAUCAAAUUAACUUAAAAUGGAACAACAUGGAGACCGAAAAAUGUAAUGUAUUUUCUUCCUCAAGUUCAUUUUUCCACUAGAAAAUCCCUUAAAACUGCUUGCUAAAUGAUGAUAACGAGCGUAGUUCAGAGUUUAUUUUGAUUUGUUUAUUUCUGGCAUGCUUUGCCAGUCUAAACAAUAAUAAUAAUAAAAAAAACUUUGCCAGUCAUUUUUGGAAAAUUCGCCUUUGCUAAAAAUGUCUAUUACAAAAUGUCUUUUGUUUUCCUUCGUUUCGUUUUACAUCGAAUUAAGUUUUAUCCUGUUUAAGGAUUCUCCGGUAAAACUUGUCUUCUCUUGUUAUGUUUUUAUUCUUUUUAAAGAGUCUUUUUAGUUUCAGAUAUUAUUUAAGUCUUGUCUUCUCCUAAACCUCUAAAGUUAGCUAUGUUCAAAAUAUCAUUCUUCAAUAGCAGCGAGGGAAAAAUCUUUUGAUGUUGGGUUCCAUUGAGUUUCAAUCCAAAAAAGAACUUUCAGUUUUUCUCUCUUCCAAGAGUUAUCAAUGAUUUUCUUUAGAGAUUCUCUAGUUGUCGAUCUGUACUGUUUGAAUAUAUCUUGACUUUUUUUUGAUAAGGUCCUAUAAACAAACGUAAACAUUGAGUGUAUCCCGCUUACUCCGAUGGUCUUUGACAUAAGGUGUGAAAGGGAUACACUCAAUGUUUACAUUUGUUUAUAGGACCUUAUCAAAAAAAAGUCAAGAUAUCUUUUUUUUUUUUUUUUUUUUUUUAUUAUAGAGAUUUUACACCAUUGUGCAUUCGUCUCUUUAAGGUGGAUAGUAGAAGAGGAAAGUUUACAAAGUUUUUGAUCACUUGUCUGGCUAUAUUUCAAUAAUUGAUACCAUGCCUUUUUUCUAACGAUUUCUGUCUUAGUUUCAAAUAUUUACGGGCAAAUUUGGAUCUUAGAUUAUCAAGUUCUUUGCUUUUUUCUUCGUCCUCUUCCUUCGAGGAUUUAACCGUUAACUCAUAACACUUAUUGUAAUAAUAUUUUGCUUGUAUGGCAUCUUCGUCUUCUUCAUCUGUUGUUUCUUCUUCAGCAAUCUCUCUUCGUUUUGUUCUUAAGUCGUAAUCCGCGUCCAAAUAUGCUUGCAAGCGCUUCCGGGAUUUGCGAGUGUGCUUAGAAAGCACUGUCUCGAAUCCAUCGUUAGAUUCUUCGGCAAUUUCACUUGUUUCCAUUGCAUUUUGGUCUGGUUUACUGUUGUUGCUUUUUCUGCUGCUGCUGCUGCUUGGCUCAGGUUCAGUCGGUGGUUUACUGCUUUUUUGGUUCACCUUUUUGCUCGAAUCCCCACAUUUUUUGUUCUUUGCUUUGAGUUUGCAAAGUGAUUUUUUGCCUAUAAUCGUCACUGCUGCAGCAGCGUUGUUUACAGUGAUUGAUUUCGGCGUUGGCUGUUUCAGCAACAUCCGCAAGGUCCGAACUCCAUUUGGGAUCCCUGGGAAGAAGUUAAUCCAGCGGUCGUUGGUGAUGGUUAAAAUUUCGCCGUAUUUACUCAUCACUUUGGCUACGUCAUCAUUGCUUAUGCCUAGAGGUAGGUCAAGCACACGAACUUCCGUAGCGUUGUUGUCCAGGUAAAUCGGGAUUUUGCAACCCUGAUAUACCAGAGGUUUGUCGAUGAUGGACGAGGCCAUUGCUGAGUCGGCGAACUGCAACACGGCUAUUUUUCUUCUAUUGCAUAAUUGCAAUGCUCGCAAGUUUUCUUGGUUUACUUGAAGGUCUGCGAGAAAUUUUUUUACAAGCUUUGGGCUUGGUUGGUUUUGGAGUUGACAAAAAUCCAGAACCACACUGUUUUUGUCUACGGUGCACAUUUUAAAAAAAGCGGCGACGCGCACACAAACUGCGGACUGGCGUUGAGAAUGCGACUUGUAAGGUCGGCGGUUACUUUGCAACUGAUAUCUCAAUUUAUCGAUGGUCUCUUCAUUCACUAAAAAAACUCCAAACUUCGAUGCUCUUCUUUCCUCGAUAUCCUCAAAAAAAAUCAAAUUAUUCGCUCUACAGCAUUGCCUUAGCGUUCUCGAUUACGAGAUUCCUACUCGAAACUAGGUAGUCGAAGGCUUGAUUGUUGAGGCAAUUGCAAACCUCUUUUUACACCUUAGCUUCCAUUUACCCCGGGAUUCGAACUGACGACCUUUGGAUUGUGAGUCCAACUGCCUACCAGUGACUCCACCGAGACAGGACCCAGGGAGACGACUCCUACACCUGGACUGAGCUAACGACCUAACCUUUUUAGGUUAGUCCGGGGCCAACAUUUACUUCCCGUCCGACGGAAGGCAAAUGGUUCAUUCAAUUAAGGAAUAGUUCCGCACUGAUGGGCUAUCUAAAAUCAGCAUACGUAGAUGUAACUUGUUACCAAACCGAAAAAGUCAAAAUGAUGUUACCAAUAAAUCGUAGCAAACUGGGCUCGAUGUUUGUUUGACAUCCUAUAACCUUAAUAUUUGCUUCCGUAGAAACCUAAGUAGAGUUGGUUGUAGAUAGGCCAUGAGUGGCACACUCAGAGCUGUCAAAGUGUUUUUUUUUUAAGAAACUCACGCGAGUUUUGCCGCUAUCUUGGAGCUGAAACUCUAGUGCCGCAUUUGAUUUUUUUUUUCAAAUUCAUGCGAGCUCCGAACACACUGACAAAUGAUGUUCGAUUGAACCAAAACUGGCACAAACGAGUGUGGCACUUAGUGCCGCAUCGGCUCUUCAAACGAACGUACCAUCUGUGUCAUCAAACGAGCGUACCAAAAGAUUGAGUCUUUACCUGAGUCAAGUAGUAGUACACUCAACCCCCGGUUGUUGGUCACUUUUUCGUUUGACACUUUUUUAGUUUGUUCCGUUGGGUUGACAAAGUCUAACUAAAAAGUGACGAACUGUAACUUUUUACACGGGACUCACACACACUAUCAAACAAAACAUUUGGUGGUAAGUGUAUGCUCUGUGUAAAGAGAGUGUCAAACUAAAAGGUGACCCUGUUCGUUUGACAACAAUUUGUGUCAAUCCAACGGGGUUUCAGUGUAGUGAGAUUAAAAUUUCUCCCGAAAUCCUUUUACAGUCGACUCUCCGGUUGUCAAUAUUCGAGGGACCAUCGAAGAAAAGAAUCAUCAGGUCACCGAAAGAUGCAAACAAAAACAAACAAAUGUCAAACAUCAUUCAAAGCUUCGUUUCGCAAAGAAAAAUGUCUAUGCAAUCCGUGAGAAUGUGAAAGUAUUGACAGCCGGAAGAAAUUUUUAAAGCAAAAGCAAGAGAAAAUAUCGAGGAAUGAAGAGAAUCGAAGUGUGCAGUUUGAAGGGUCUGAAGGAAUCAUCGGUAGAUAAAGCAAUAUUGAGCUCGAGAAGACCAACAACCAACCUCCAAAGAAAAGGGGUCAAGAAACAGCUUUACGAACAGCUGAACAAAGGAGAGGGAUCAAUUUCUUUGGGCUUUUUUUCACCCUCUCUGGCUUGCUUUCGCUGCCGCUGCUGGCCAUUUUAGUUGACCGGUUUCUUACCAAGUGCGUACACUGCUUUGAUAUCUUGAAGCAGAGAGAAGAGAAGUUUGCUCUCUUUUGACUUUUUUUCUUUUAGUAAGUGGCAGGCCUGAGUUCUUAUGAUGAACAUAUUUCCGUUUGUUGAUUACAUCUUAUAAUGGUUGAAAUUGAGGGGAUUUUCUUUUUUUUUUAAUACAUUCAUUUUGUCCAAGACAUUCUUCUUAUUGUCUAUGCUUCAAUGAAAGACUUGCUGCAAAAGGGUAAAUUAUCAUUAUCGCUGAGUUAUACCAAUCAUGAUUUAAACAGGUAUCUCGAUCAUUUCCAUUCACCAUUGUCUGUUCCGAAGUAUUUAAAUAAUGCGUUUAAAUGAAAGCACACGUGUGUAAAACAAUAAAUGUGAAUAAUAACAAAACAAUACAUGCACUUUGACAUCAAACGAAAUAUUACUGCCACUCUGGUCGAUAGAAAGAGAUCAUACCAUCGUAAAACGUUCGAUUUCAGCUUUGAUUUCAUUUCCCACAUACACACUGUGUAUCCUCUAAAUAAAUGUUUACGUCGUUGUUGUGUUUUUCGUAAAGUCUAUUUGAUUGUAUUGAAUUACUAAAAGUAAAAGGUAUGACUAUGAUCGUGAACUCACCAUUAACCUACUUGCAACGUUUGUAAAGUACAUUAACUUUCUUCACAAAAACAACAAAUCUGUAAGUAACUUUCAUUAACAAAACGAAGUGACGAACAAACAUACCGGCAGCACACUCACGAACCCAGUUGUGUUCAAAACGAGAAAAAGAUAUAACGAGAGAAUACGAUCCGACAACCGUCUGCUGCUAGAACACUACACGAAUCGUUCAAAUUACUGACCAGUAAGAGAUAGUUGAGAAUGCGACAUCGAGGUUCUGCACACAUUUUACACACUGUAAAGCAAACUACACUUACCAACAUAUUUUCUUCCACAUACACAUUUUUCCCUUGGACGGCUAUUCUGUUGAAACUCUUUCGUUUAUGUUCACAUUCGUUAAGUCCAAUUUAAUUCUAUCAAAUACAAAAUCAUACGACUACUCUCGAAGCCAACUUUUCCACUUAUAUACAAACUACACAACAAAAAAAGAACAAAAGUAGCGACAAAAAAUAACAUCUCGUAAGAUAACGAAUCUUCCCUUACCUAGAAAAAGAUCAGAUCGGAAACCAUUUUAAGACCCGUCCUGUGUCGUGUCAGUAGAGAUCAAAAUGGCCGAAAUCCGUAGCCGCCUCAGCCCUCCGCCGUCGUACGCUUUCAUCUCGAAGCAACUCCCCCGAACAGAAAAUAGGAACUAUAAAAACAUAGAGCAAAACUAGCAAAAUCGAGUGCAGCUUUGAGCGUCUUUCAAAAAUAAAUACAAACAAUAAAACAAACAUCUAAACCAGCUUAUAAAAUGCUAGAAAUUGCUCCCCAAUGCAUGUUGAGAGGCGCUUUGUCGUAUAUAGUGCAACUUUCUGAGCUGUUAGAGCCAAGUUAUGCCAGAGAGAAUAUUGCUUCUUCAAGGGGCUUGACCUUUUUAUCUCGUUCUAGCAGAAGUCGAUCGAAAUCCUUCUUUGCUCUCUCUUUCUCAAGAGCGAAAGAUUUGCACAAGAGUGAAACCGAAAAGCUGAGAGAGCACAGAGAAGGGAGAGAGAGUAAAAAAAAGUACGAAAAUGCGAUUCUGUCGUAGAGAGGUUUUUUGAUUCUCUCUUUGCCGUCACGCUGCAAUUCUGCUAGUACGUUGGAUAAAUGUCUUGCUUUGCGCACUUUUUUUUUUGUAUUUUAGAGCCUUAAUUUGAAAAAUAAUCUUCAAAUUCCAAAUGACGUGUAGCGCAAGACAAAAAAAAUCUUUUGUUUUGCAAAUUCCAACGCAAUUCGCGGGCAAUAACUUUCGAGUCGCAUAACAAAAAAAGAAUAAAUCCAGCUGCAGAUCAAAAUUGUAACUAGCAGUAAAUAGCAUCCUAGUGCAAAUUCACGUUGAACCGAUUUCACUACAACCACACAAGAAAAAGAAAAAACUAAGGAAGAACAAAAACCUAGUUGCAGAUACAAAAGUGUAUAUUUUUAUACUCCUUAUAUAUUAAAUGAAAAGCUAGGUGAAGGAAAUCAAUAUACAAAAGAAAGAUAUUAACAAAAAAAAAUCAUAUUUUGAAGUCGUGUAGAAUUAGAAUGUACUCUAACGGAAGAUGGCUGCCCCUCCCCGCGCAGGGUCCAGUUCGCUUCUCCGCUAAUUCAAACCAGAUAUUAGUAUCAACUAUACUUUCGCGUUCCUCACUCGAAAGCUUUUCUUUACCCAAGCAAAAAAACAAGCAAACUGACUAACAAUAAAAUAUAAAAAAACAGACCACUUAAUUUCCAUCCUCAUCACAGAUAUUUAACGUGUACGAUAUAUAAACAGAAUGUUACUACAUUACUAACUCACCUAUGUUACGACUAAACACCAACUUUUUUUUCCGUUAUUUAUAAGUUUGACUAAAUCAGGAUGGUGGAUUCUAAUCCCUGAAAAAGCAUUUGAACAAAAGUUAACCUUUUAUAAUAAUAUAUUGAAAAGCAAAAGAAAAUCGCUAAAGAAAAUUUAUUAAAAUCCCUAAAAAUUAUUGAAACAGCAAAAAAAAUCGUUAAAUCAUAAUUCAAAAAAAGUAAAAGCAAAACUCAACCCCCGUCAUCACUUGAAAGCCAUUUUCUCGAACAACUACCGCUGUGUGAAUGUGUAACUCGGUUAAUUAAAACAUUAAAAGAAAAACUCGAACAUCACUAUCCUUACAUGAAUUCACCACGGGUUAGCUAAAUAAUUUCCGAAUCGAAAAAAAAAAACAAAACAAAACACAUUUAAUCAAGUAAAAGAUGAAUAAACAAAAAGUAUUUGAUUUACGAUUUGUCGGAAGCAAACAGCUAAACAGAAAAAAAGAGUUUAAAAAAAUGUAUAAAAAUCUUUUAGGAAAUAUAUACCGAGAAUGUGUAUCACUCUGAUGAUUUAAAUAAAGAAGUAUGUAAGCGAAAU